UUCUCCGAACCAGUUUCCGAACAGUUUCUUUUGUGCGUCUCCUCUUCUUGGCGGCACGUCCAACCCGCGCGCAUCACACACAGCCGAUGGGACUGAUUUAACUUGCUCAUAAAUCGCAUCGAAUUAGCUGCGAUAACAAUUGAUAUCGACUGACUUGAUCUGGUCCCGAAUUCUGAGUCGUGUCAGAGAUUUUCUCCAGUCUUCCGUGAUCGGAUCUGUACUGGUACCGAAGGUGGCACGAGUAAAAUUCUCAGGAAACCCGGGAUCAGUGACACAGAGAGUCUGCUCGAAGUUAGUGAAUAGAAUGAAAAGUGUCUACUGUUUUUUCCACACGGGACUGAACUUCGUCGUCCACUGACAACGUUCGAUGGAUUAAGCGGAACGCGCCGGUGAGCAGCAGGAGAGGUACCGAGGACCCAGCCGAAAGGGAAUCGCGAAGACGACGUUUGCAACGGUAGAAAGCCCGAGUAACGAUGUAAAGGACAAUGUAACACCGUUCAGAUAACUGCAACGCAAAGGCAAACGCUAGAAGGGAAAGGAUAAUAAUCGUCGAAGAAAAGGCGGCCCGAUCGAUUGGUUCCGUUGAAAGAAGUUGCCCGAUCGAUCGUUUCCGUUCGAAGCUUUAUCGGACGGUGGUUAUCGUAACCGGAGGACAGUGUCGCGAAGGCGGUAAACAAGGACGAGGCGGCAACCGGAUUCGUGGGACGCGACACCGGUCACCCUUGUAUCAUAAGUAUAUUUUAGAUUAGAUCGAAUUAAAUACUUAGCACUCGCGGUCGUCGGAAUCGCGACGCUAGAGCUCGUGCAUCGUGCGAGAAGAGAGGAUCCAGGCCGGCAGAGGAGUUCGAGUCGUACGUAUCCGCGCGGUACGGGUGUAAAAUCGUGGCGAACGGAGCGGGGAACAGCGGCGAGAUGUACAGAGAUCCGAACAGUUCCCCGGGAACCAGUAUCAACACGAAGGGCGACGAGGUCGAGAUCGUUAGCAGAUUUUUAGCGCCUCUGUGCGCGAGGGAUGAGGCUGCCAGGAACAUCGCCCUGGCGGCCGCCAGGAACACAGUCGAAGGCUGGCUCGGAGGGGUCGGCAGUCCGAAUCACUGGGACGACGCCGGUGAAAUGGAAGAACCGGAGAGCCUGGAGGGAAAGUUCAAGAGCCAGGACGGAAGAUACGACAUGAGCAUCGAGCGUUCGUCGAGCAAGUCGGCGCCGAAGAACGUGCAGCCGCUGCAGCCGCCGUUGAUCCAGGACACGUUCAGGACCGAGGGUUUCUUCCCGCAAAGCGUCACGGAGAAUCCUGCCUUCCUGGAGGACAACAGCCUCGAGUGUUCCGAGAGAUAUCCAUCGGGUUCGUUCGAUUGCGUCGACGGCCGCCUCGGGAACGAGUACGGGACGCCGAACGAGAGGCGAAGAUACGUCGGCGACGUGGAUAGCUACAGGUCUGGCCACUCGACGUCGUCCGACGAAGGCAAAGGGUUCAAGAUCGACCAGGACAGGUGUCUCAGGCUGAAGGACAACUCCGAGGCCCGGUUCGGCUCGAGCAGCGAGAGCGAGAGAAAAUACCUCGGCUCUUCGUCGAACGAGAGAUUGAACGAGGCGAGCCUCGAGGACAGGCCCAGGACGAAGAACUACGUGAAGGUGAAAGGCGCCAAGCAGAAGCAGCUGGAGGAUGACGAGCUGGACUCUGACACCAGGAUCUAUGGUAAGAGCCCCAAGUUCGACGAGAAUCUCGGCGCGAAUUUCGAUCGCAGGAACCUGAACUACCGCCCGAAGGAUGACCCGAUGCAACGCGAUCGCCUAUGCUACGACAGCGUCGACGACGUCUCCUUCGACGAAACGGAGAUGACGAUCAGGAACCGCGACGGAGUGGUGUUCAAUACCCUCGACGGUUUCGAGAACGAGAACGCCAACGAAAUUUUCCAUCGGCCGGACGACAUACGUAUACAGGAGGAUCUGAAGCUGAAGAACUUCGAGAUAUACACCGACGAUUCGUUGGACGACGGUCGGCAGCGUUGCAACCGCGCCGAGCAGCAGGAUUACUUGCGCAAGAACGAGGAGCGGAAAUUCAGCGCCGGCCAAAUCAAGAGACCGCUCUCGCAGGACGAAGACGUCUCCUCGAAGAGCGGCAGAGUGUUGGAGAGUCCUGACGUGACUCCUGGGGACGUCGGGAGGCUGCUUAAUCUGGGCAACGCUCUGGACGGACCGAGACAAGCGCAGGCGAACAAGUACUUGAGCCUGGUCACGUUGCAUCUGCCGGUGAUAUUGAGGCUCAGCGUGAAUUGCCCCUUCCAGAAUGUCAGGAUCAAGUGCGCCGAGAUCCUCGAGAUGGUUAAGGACAGGGGACUUCCAGUGCCAAUGCCAGCCUUCGAUGGACCCAGUGCCUUCGUCCCUACAUCCGAGUUACCGGAUCUGAACAAUCUCGAUGAAAAGACUCACAUUCUGUUGAUGGAUGCGUUCCUCCAGAACAACAGGCUGGAUCAUGUCUCCAGGGUGAUGGCCUCGCACCCGACAUACCUGGAACAUUUCCUCCGUACCCAACAUUUCAUCCUCAGAGGCGACGGACCGCUUCCUUACGACUACAGGCAUCUGAUCGCCAUUAUGGCCGCUGGCAGGCAUCAGUGCAGCUAUUUAAUAAACCUACAGAAGGGAGAGUUCCUUCUUCAAGGCGGUGAUCCGUCUUGGCUUCAAGGUUUGAAGUCGAUCCCGGGAAAACUACAAGAUCUCUAUGAGAUCAACAAGAUUUUAGCUCAUCGACCGUGGUUGCUGAACAAAACGCACAUAGAGAAACUGACCAAAGGCGCGGAUAGUUGGUCCCUGGCCGAGGUCGUCCACGCGAUAGUUCUUUUGGCCCACUUCCACUCCCUAUCUUCGUUCGUCUUUUCCUGCGGGAUCAACGAGGAGCUGGACAACGUGACUGGGCACCAUUACAAAGAGAACGUCCAGGACAAUAGCAAUAAAGUACCAACUGCCAAAGACAAGCUUUCCAGUAGUCCCAAGAAGAUUCCCAAUGGCGAUGGCAAGACUGAAAACAUGCCGUCGCCGCCGUCCUCGCCGAGCAUAGUGGGCGAGCAGGAGGUCGGCGUCGAGGCGCUGAUGGAACGUAUGAAAAGGCUCUCAGAGAAGUCCGAGUCGUAUCAGAUCACGCAAGAGGAGCUGUCGAAAAGAUUCGAGACCGUGGAAACGCAGUCCGCCGAGCUGGCCGCGGCGCCCCAGAGGAGCAGUUCAGUGCUCGAUUCCGAUAUUGGCCACUUCAUCGAGGACCCCACCUUCAUCUACCAGGACUUCGCCAAGCGCGGUCAGCUGAACGACAUACCGACGUUCCGCGUGCAAGAUUACUCGUGGGACGAUCACGGCUACUCGCUGGUGAACCGACUCUACAACGACGUCGGCAACCUGCUCGACGACAAGUUCAAGACCGCGUACAAUCUCACCUAUUGGACGAUGGGCACCCACAACAAGGUGGACACGUCGCGAUUCAGACGGGCGAUCUGGAACUACAUACAGUGCAUGUUCGGAAUCAGGCACGAUGACUACGACUACAACGAGGUGAACCAGCUCCUCGAGCGCAGCCUGAAGACGUUCAUCAAGAGCGCCGUCUGCUAUCCCGAGCGCGUCACGAAGAGGGACUACGAUCGCGUGAUGAGAGAGUUCAAGCACAGCGAAAAGGUGCACGUGAAUUUGAUGAUCUUGGAGGCGCGCAUGCAAGCCGAACUGCUGUACGCGCUCCGCGCGGUGAUGCGAUACAUGACCUAAGCGAAUUGACCGUCACCGCUCCUUCGUCUACUUCGCUGUCCGUCAGUUUGUCGCCGAUUUCAUUUUCUAUCGAAGUGUCAACUCACGCGCCGCGGCAGAUAAUUUCGCAGCGAGGCGUCUCCGCGCGAGGACAGAAAAACAAAGAAAGGAACGAGCGGACGUGACAACGAUUCUCUUCGCGCAGUAUAUUACACGAUUAUAACAAGGCAUCUUGAUACCAACACCAUCCAUCCAUCCACCCACGAGCACACACACACAGUGACACAGAUGAAAAAAAAAAGAAAGGAGACAUACACACGGUAGGAAGAAAAACGUAAUCAGAGAAGUUUGACUGUCUUGAUACAUUUAUCUGCAAGUUGUCCGCCGUUUGCUUGUAACGCUGAACUGAGCGACGGAGAUUUCUUUGAUGAGUACCGAGCCGAGAAAUGAAGAGAAGGAGUAUCGAAGCGCGAGAAUAGAAGAGAGGAAAGAAAGAAAAAUUUGGGUUAGUGUUGCAAAAAAACAAAAAGAAAAAAUGGAUAAAUGAUCCUCCAGUCGAGAGUGAAUUGUUGAUCUGGCACCGAGGCCAAUCCUUUUGUAUUUGACACGCGGCAAUCGUUUCCGCUGCGCGAAUCGCUGUGCCGAGGGCGUUUCGCUUUUUCCGAUCGGUUUUGCUUGUGGUAAUUCUGUGGACACCCGUAGUGGGAGAAGAGGAGAAACAGACGAGGAGGCAGGGAGAGAGAAAGAGAUAGAAAAGGAGACAGCGAGAGAGAAAAAGGUUUAUCGGUUGUUUUUGUAUAUAGACACUCGUAUUUUUCUACGUUCGUGAGGAUAUAUUGUGUAGUAGACUUGUUAUUCGCGCGUUUUUUUUCUCGUUAACGUUUCAGAUCUGUUGAAGCUUGCCCCUUCUUUGUAAUACCCAAUCGUAUCGCGUUCAGCCUUUCUGGUAUAGAGUUGGAAAUUUCUAACAGUUUGUCCCCGCUUUUGAGAUUUUAUUACGCGCGACGAUCGUUGGCGACAAAAUGUUUCACUCGUAUUGCACUUUGACCGCGUUUCGUUUAUUUUUUAGUUCCACUCGUUUUUGUAUUUUUUAUUAGCCAUAAGCGCGUUCGAUGAGAUGGAGAGAGAAAGAUAGAUGAGCAAGUUUCUUUCCGGACGCAGGGGAAACCGUCGGUCGUCCGUUUUUCUCGCGAAUCGACAACUGCUCGCGUUAACCAUUGGCGUAAUCGCCAGGACGAUUUUACGACGCCGCAAAUAAUCUUAAGGGUAAAUUAAGAAAUCUUUGAACCCGCGAUAACCAAGUCAUUGAGACGGUUCGAUUUCGUAACAUUUCCUGUACCGUUUUUGUCACGAGCAGAGAUGGCAUAGGGAAUGCAUUGAUGGAAGUAGAAAGAUGAAACGGAAAACAUUGGAAGAGAGAAAGAAAUUGGAUUUGCGAUCCCGCGUUGUACAUAUUAUACACGUUUUAAAACUCCGUUUAUUUCACUGGCUAUCGUAUAACGUGAGAACUGUGUAAUAUAAACAUACAAGCAAGCAAAAAAAGAAGAAAAAAAUGACAAAAAAGUGUACCUUCGUUUUCGUCGUAUCCAUGUGUGUCGAGGAAUGGAGUCUUUAAGAAUAAUAGGUCAUAGGACGAUCUGCACGCGCGCUGUCGCACCGAUUCUGCGAGCGCCCGCGCGCAGAGACGAGCAAUGCCUGUCGGCUGUGUUUAAUUACGGUGGAUCACAUGGCGUUAUUGUCACCAACCCGGAUUAUUAUUAACGAUAAUAAGAAAUAAUGGUACGCGACACGGCGCGUUUCUUUCAUCGAUCGAACAAGAACAGAGAGAGAGAGAGAGAGAGAGAGAGAGAGUGGGAUGACAAAAGUGACGGAAAGUAUCGCGCGCGCUGCAACGAAAGUCGUGUAAGCAAUUGUCUGUUCCGAAAACCAGAGCUUAAACGAUUCUUUUGAUAUUAAUAGUGCAGCGUCCGCGAGUGAAAUUGAAUCCUGAGAAAAUAAGGAAAGGAACGAAGUGGGCAAGGACCAAACGAAGGGGCGAACGGAGAAUCCACACAAACUUAUUCGAUAUUUCAUCAACGAAAUUUCAAUGCCUUUCGCGUAGCGUUCUUUACUUCGGCGAUUACCAGUUCAAGGAAAGAUAGAGACAGCGAGGAAAUGGUUGUUCGCCCCUUCUGACCAAACGGUUGGCAGCAGUACGCGCGCGAGCGAGACGAGCAUGAAGAGGUGCGGGCGGAGAACAGAGAGAGGCUGUUUAAACAAAUCAAAUCCAAUAUUAAGUCGUUAAGGUAGACGGGAGAGAGUGAGAGAAUGUGUGGCACAAAAAUGAAGAGUGGACGGAAGACGAGAAAGGAAAUGUGCAAACUCUAUACGCGCGAAUUACACGCGUCUGUGAUCGCAUAUUAUAUAUAUGUAUAUUAUAUAUAUAAUAGAUGUAUAGCGCAUAUACGCAUUAUCAAGAUGAGAAACAAAAUGAUGGGUUGAUAUAUAUUAUAUAUAUAUAUAUAUACGUUUGUAUGUACGCGUGAGUACGUAUGAAAAUUGAAACAUCUGUAACAGUUUUACGGCGAACGUGGAAGGAAGCGCGUGGUGUAUCAUCGAUAUAUUAACAUAAGUACACGAGCGCAGAGGGAGGGCAGACAAAAAUCGGGAGUGUACGUUGUAGCGUUUGUAACUGACGGUGUCUCUUUAUUAUGUAACUGAGUAUAUGCGCGCUCUGGAAUUAAUCGUAUUUAGCCGUGUACGCGCUUCAUGGAAAAAUCGUCGCCCGCUUCUCUCGCUCGCAAGCAGUUGCAUACAAGCUCGAGCGAUGUAACAUGUUUUUUCUCAAACUCGUAGACCGUCGAUUCGCGACCGAGAGAAGCCGAGCAAGCAUCUGACGAAUCAACAGAUUAAUCAAUUACGAUUGAAGCAGCGAACAAGCACACACAUACACAAACACACACAGAGGAACAUAACACAUGUAUACACAGAUUUUUUGACCAACAGUGACGUUUAACGGCGUCCACACAUAUCACUUCGAAGAGUUUUAUUCAGGGCGAGUCUCGCGAUCGUCGAUCGCUCUCAGCGCGAUCCUAGCCGUGGACAGGGAUCAGAUUUUUGGGCCUUGCCUGCCGCCUUUCUUCUUCAUUUCUUCUUUAAAAUCUUCGAAGAAUUCCUGUACGAAUUAUUUUAUUCCUUUCGACAGUUCUUUGAUUGUUAUAAAAAAUCAUGCUCAGUUUAUUGAAAUUCUAAGUAUGAAGUGGAACUUGGAAAUUGUUCCCUGAGUGCAUAAAUUGUAUCAGGGAUUUUUGAUGAUGAUCGUUCAAAGAACCAAAUAGAUUUGAUUUGAAAAUGCGGGGUGACAUGCGGGGAAUGUCACACAUGCGAGCCACAGUAUUCUAUGUUUCUUCAACUAUCUUUUCUCUCUCUCUCUUUCUCUCUCAUUUUUUUCUAUCUUCUUUUCCAACUCGUCUCGACGUUUUGUAUUUCUCUAUCAUCUUCGAUUGCUCUCCUUUUUUGUACCUAACGAACACACUCGGUACAUUCACACAGAAAUGGGAUUAACCGUUUACAGGGCCGGAUCAAAUCAGAACGCUGACCGUUCUUUCUCUCCUUCUCGGUUCCGCGCGUUCCACACGUUUCAGAAAUAAAUAAAAACGGUUCCGAGUGUCGCGUUUGUAUUUAAGUGGAUGUCCGUGCGUUUGUCCGAAAGAAAAAAAAAACAAAACAGAACGAUAUUUAACGUAGUUUAUAAAGAAGAAAUUAUUUAACGCGUACCUAUAUAUAUUAUAUAUAUAUAUUAUAUAUAUAUAUAUAUUGUAUAAAUAAAUAUAUUUAAUGUUUCGAAUCCGACGCGUCGCACUCGGCGUGUAAACGGUUAAAGAAGACGACUCUACGACCAAAGAGACUUCUUUCGCUAUCGAGGCUCAACCGUCAUUAUAUUCGACACAUUGUCAAACUUUUUAUACGUCAUUUUAUCAUCGUCGCAUCGAAAUCGUUCCUGAUCUAGAUUCAACCGAAGGGUACUUGAACUCUCCGUCGUUCAGUCGAGACAAUUCGAAAAGAGGGAAACUACCCUCUCAUCCCCAUCUCUCUGCAUCUCUCUUUCUCUUCUUCUUUCCUCUUUCUCUCUUCCUCAUAACGGUCGAUUUCUUGACGCUUCACUGGAUCGCAGAGCGAGAGAAUGUCGCGGGGGUACGUCCGGGUUUUGGGCGGGGGGGAGGGUGAACGUGGUAAGAGGGUGGGAAAAGGGAGUUGCGGUGUUCGCGGCGUGAGUCGACGCCCGGACUGAUCUCAUAAAUUAAAUAAGCAUUAUAGUAGUCGGGCUGAAAACGAGUAGCGGGAUAAUAAAUGAACGCGAGGCUUGUUAGAUUCCGAGAGAAAGAGAAAAUUGCUGAUUACCGAGAAACGGAGAAAGGGAGAGAAAGUUGGGCGAUGAUAAUUAUUAUUGUUUUUCUACCUUCGCGCCCGUCCUCCUGACGCGAGGUUCAGUCUUCUUUUAUUUUAAUCUUCGUUCUUUAAUCGAUGUGAACCGUGCGAUUCUACGCUGGCGCAACCAUUAUUAUUUUUAAAUGAUUAAUGAAUAUAAUAUAAUUUAAUUUAAUUUAUUUUUAAGUCUCCUGAUGUGCUUUAAGUAUUUCACUAACCGGGAACGAAAUUCGUCGUUUUUGUAGUCAUGGUUGCUUCAGCGUGAUGCGUCAGGACAACGAGACUUGGACGCCUCGAUAUUUAAAGCAAGGGUGGAUAUAUUGAGUUGGACGAGAGACGAAAAAAGACCCGGAGUGUAAUCGAGAGAAAGAACGAGGCAUUUGUCCCGCGCAUAAGACACGCGAUGUCUCCUUGCCUCCUGGCUGGAGCCUCAUCGUAUUCAUUGUCUCAUUUUUCAAUUUCAACAGCGACGGGCUCACGUAUGCAGACCCGUUACACAUUUAUACAUAUACAGACAAACCGUGAACGUUUAACUUGUAAGAAACGACGUGUUCGGGUCGCGGGCUCGAGCCACCUCCGAAAAAUCGUAAGAAGAAACAAACAAACAAACAUAUUAUUACAGCAGAAAAAGUAAAGAACUUCAUAAAGAAGUAAUGGAAGAAGUGGAAAAAAAAGAAAUUAAGAAAAAAAAAAAAACAUUUACAUGCCACCGCGUCGAGUAUGAUCGUGUGAUAAUUACAAGUGAUUUGACUAGACCCUUCCGAAUGGAUUAAGUCGAUUAUAUUAUUAAUUAUUGUAUGUCAGGAGAAGUAGGCACGCGUACGCAUCAGCUCAAAUCCGCUCAAGGACCACUCGCGAUCCACUUUUCCCUUAUUUUUUUUUUAUACGUUUAUAUCUGUACUCGUGCUUUCGAUUCUUCGCUUAUGCUUUUGUUAUCUUUACUUACGGCUUCAGAUUUUUAUCCCAUCCUCUGGAAUCGUGGAAUUCCUUUCGUCGUGACUCCGCCUGAAACACCUCGGUCAUGUUGAUUCGAUUAAGCGACGCGGUUAAUGCCUAGUCUUAUCAUGGGCCGCGGCGUGAGUCAUCAUCCUCUUCGAGGACUAAUUAAAGGAUUCCUCUUUUCCUUGAACGCAAAGCGUGCUGUGAUCAUUUUCAUUGUGACUUUUUGAAAACGAAGCUUCGAGGAACGGUGAGCGCGAGUGAUUCGUCUUCGGCGUGUACUCGCCGCGAGCGGAUUCGAGCUGACGCUGGUCGCGGAUGCGUUUACGCGAAGGGUCGUAUGUGAUGUGAUUUCUUUUAUAUCAUAACGAAUGAACACUAAGAAAUGUUAUAGUUUCAUAUAAGCGAUAUGUUAUUUGUCAUUUAUUUUAUCCCUUAAUAAAUGAUGUUAUAUAAAAAAUGUCUUGGCAAAGCA
Messenger RNA from Ceratina calcarata, 9547 nucleotides. It is a transcript of the gene Sesn, whose product is annotated as Sestrin. Lineage: Eukaryota; Metazoa; Arthropoda; Insecta; Hymenoptera; Apidae. Gene Ontology annotation, cellular component: nucleus. The transcript has 12 exons. Gene Ontology annotation, biological process: regulation of response to reactive oxygen species; cellular response to leucine starvation; negative regulation of TORC1 signaling. The record is from RefSeq and is a predicted model, not a curated record. Bases 913 to 3747 code for a protein of 944 amino acids. Gene Ontology annotation, molecular function: oxidoreductase activity, acting on peroxide as acceptor; L-leucine binding.